AUGUCUAGAAUUCAUGUGCCCAAGGGCAGUACCGGCCGGAGAACAAUGAUUGUGGUUUCCGCGAAUAUCAGUGAAGGAAGUCAAAAGCGAUUCAAAUCCUCAACUGGGUCUUGUUCGCUGUUACCGUCUUCUUCAUCUUUGUCCUCGUCGAAUGUGUGUGAGCAGACCCAGCCAGUGGUUCUUGUGGAUUCGCAAGAGACCGGUGUUCGACUCGUGCACACACUCAUGGCUUGUGCCAAAGCAGUCCAAAAUGAAAACUUGGAGCUCGCGGGUGCUCUCGUCAAGAUCAUCAAUUUACUCACGGCAUCUCAAGCUCGUGCUAUGAGAAAAGUCGCUACUUAUUUUGCCGAAGCUCUAGCUUUUCGAAUUUACAGAAUUUACCCACAAGAUUGCCUCGAUGCUUCCAUGCUUGAUAUGUUGCAGAUGCACUUUUAUGAGACCUGUCCUCACCUCAAAUUCGCUCGUUUCACAGCUAACCAAGCGAUACUCCAGGCAUUCACUACUACUAGCAGUGUACACGUUAUCGAUUUUGGGUUGAAGCAAGGGAUGCAAUGGCCAGCACUAAUACAAGCGCUUGCAUUAAGGCCUAGUGGGCCACCGAUUUUUCGAUUAACCAGAAUUGGCCCAUCUCAAUCGGAAAACACUGAUGCUUUACAGCAAGUGGGUUUGAAGUUGACGCAAUUGGCCGAAACUAUUGGCAUCCAGCCGAGGUUGUUACUGUGA
Molecule: messenger RNA, 723 nt
Organism: Quercus robur (English oak)
Lineage: Eukaryota; Viridiplantae; Streptophyta; Magnoliopsida; Fagales; Fagaceae
Product: DELLA protein GAI-like
Exons: 2
Coding region: 1-723 (240 amino acids)
Biological process (GO): salicylic acid mediated signaling pathway; response to abscisic acid; regulation of seed dormancy process
Cellular component (GO): nucleus
Molecular function (GO): DNA-binding transcription factor activity; sequence-specific DNA binding
Source: RefSeq, a predicted model, not a curated record